AUGAGUGAGAAUCCAUACCUAUCGCUGAGUCAAGCGACCAUUGAUUCCCGGUCAAAUUCCCCCUCGGCUUUAUUCUGUCAAAAGUCAAUAAUAGAUACUGCCAGCGAGCUCCAAACUGAUAUAAAAUUCGGGUUAACUGACAAUCAGGAUAUUCUUACUAGAAAGUCUAUACACGGAGCAAACGAAUUGAAUAAUGACGUUGAAGAGAGUCUACUUUUAAAAUUCUUGUCGAGUUUUUACCAAGAUCCAUUGAUCCUAUUAUUAAUAGGGUCGGCACUAAUAAGUUUUUGGAUGGAAAAUAUAGAUGAUGCUAUUUCCAUUACGUUGGCUAUUUUCAUUGUGGUAUCAGUUGGGUUUGUUCAAGAAUAUAGAUCAGAGAAAUCCUUAGAAGCAUUAAACAAGUUAGUUCCUGCCGAAGCCCAUUUGACUAGAAAUGGGAAUGCUUCCAAUGUUUUAGCAUCGACUUUAGUUCCAGGUGAUUUGGUUCACUUUGGACAAGGGGAUAGAAUUCCCGCUGAUGUCAGAUUGGUGGAUGCUGUCCAUUUGUCCAUUGAUGAAAGUAACUUGACUGGUGAAAACAGACCGGUAAAGAAGUAUGUUGAGUCAGUGUUGAACGAAAAAGAUGAGUCCAUUCCGAUUACCCAAAGAAACUCAAUUGCAUACAUGGGUACAUUGGUACGUGAUGGUCAUGGGGCUGGUAUUGUAGUAGCUACGGGGGCUAAAACCGAGUUUGGUGCAGUUUUUGAAAUGAUGUCUGAGAUUGAAAAACCUAAAACUCCUUUACAACAAGCCAUGGAUAAGCUAGGUAAAGAACUUUCCCUCUUCAGUUUCAUUAUCAUCGGGAUCAUCUUUUUGCUAGGUGUAAUUCAAGGCAAAGCAUGGUUAGAUAUGUUUCAAAUUUCUGUUUCCUUAGCUGUUGCUGCCAUUCCUGAAGGGUUACCAAUUAUUGUGACCGUUACUUUGGCUUUGGGUGUGUUAAGAAUGGCAAAGAGAAAGGCCAUUGUUAAGAGAUUACCAAGUGUUGAAACCUUGGGAAGUGUCAAUGUUAUUUGUUCUGAUAAAACGGGAACAUUAACCCAGAACCAUAUGACAGUAGUAAAAAUGUGGGCUUAUGAUUUCAAUGGUACCUCUAAUAACCCCUUCUUGGUAGUGGAAAGAUUCAAUGAUGAAGCUUUACACAAAAAAUUGACCGGAAAUAUGAAGAAAGUCUUGGAAGUUGCUAACAUAUGUAACAACUCCAGAUUUUCUACCGAAAGUGAAAAAUACGUUGGUAAUGCUAGUGAUAUUGCCUUGGUUGAAUGUUUGCCACACUUCCUGUUGGAAGAUAUGAGGAACACAAAAGAAAGGUUCUACGAAUUACCAUUCUCUUCCCAAAGAAAGUACAUGUCUGUGUAUACCCACUCCGGUGAUAUGAGCAAAUCUGAAGCUUUUGUGAAAGGUGCAACAGAAAGAGUCUUAGGACUCUGUUCCAGGUACUAUGAUAACUCAGGGAAGAUAAAACCAAUUACUGAAGCCAUCAAGAAGGAAAUCUUGGAUAAAUCUCACGAGUUAGCUAAUGAUGGAUUGAGAGUUCUUGGGUUUGCCAGAAAUAAUAUCAAAAUAACUGAGAAAGUAGACCUGAACAGCCAGAUUGAACCAAGUGAUUUAAUAUUUUGUGGGUUAGUUGGUAUGAAAGAUCCUCCUAGACCUAACGUUGAAAAAUCUGUUGCCUUAUUGAUGAAAGGUGGUGUUCAAGUUGUCAUGAUUACUGGUGACUCUCCAUCCACUGCCACUAACAUCGCCAAACAAAUCGGAAUACCAAUCAUCAAUGAACGGUCAGUAAUGACCGGAGAUCAAAUUGAUAGUUUGAGUGAAGAAGCUUUAGCAGAAGUCAUCCAGAAUGUUUCCGUUUUCGCAAGAACUACACCCGAACACAAGGUGACUAUUGUCAAGGCUUUCCAAAGAAGAGGUGAUAUUGUGGCAAUGACAGGUGACGGUGUUAAUGAUGCACCAGCCUUGAAAUUGGCUGAUAUUGGUAUUGCAAUGGGUAAGAACGGUACAGAUGUCGCCAAAGAAGCGGCUGACAUGGUGUUGACUGAUGACGAUUUUUCCACUAUUUUGAAUGCCAUUGAAGAAGGAAAGGGAAUCUUCUACAACAUUCAGAACUUUAUUACCUUCCAAUUAUCAACUUCUAUUGCUGCUUUAACGUUAAUUGCCUUAUCGACUUUUUUUGGUUUACCCAACCCAUUAAACGCUAUGCAAAUUUUGUGGAUUAACAUAUUGAUGGAUGGACCUCCAGCCCAAUCUUUGGGGGUUGAACCUGUUGAUCAUGAAGUAAUGAAGAAGCCCCCAAGGAAGAGAACUGACAAGAUUUUAACCAGCAGCUUGAUAAAGAGAGUAUUACAAUCAUCUGGUAUUAUUAUUAUUGGUACCUUAUACAUUUUUGUCAAAGAAAUGACUGACAAUGAAAUCACCGCUAGAGAUACAACCAUGACUUUUACCUGCUUUGUGUUAUUUGAUAUGUUCAAUGCAUUAUCAUGCCGUCAUUACUCCAAGUCAAUCUUCAAGAUUGGGUUGGGAAACAGAAUGUUUAACUUGGCAGUGGCCGGAUCCCUCGUUGGCCAAUUCUGUGCAAUUUAUGUACCAUUCUUCCAAGGUAUCUUUCAGACAGAGGCUUUGUAUUUUAUUGACUUAGUCCACUUAGUCUUAUUAUGCAGCACUGUGUUUAUUGGUGACGAGAUUAGAAAAUAUUACUUCAGGAAAAAGUUACCUUUCAUUACUCACUACAAUGAAGUCUGA
Yamadazyma tenuis ATCC 10573 is the source of this 2778-nucleotide messenger RNA. It is a transcript of the gene PMR1, whose product is annotated as Ca(2+)/Mn(2+)-transporting P-type ATPase. NCBI's taxonomy places the organism in Eukaryota, Fungi, Ascomycota, Pichiomycetes, Serinales, Debaryomycetaceae. Gene Ontology annotation, cellular component: Golgi membrane; endoplasmic reticulum; plasma membrane. Gene Ontology annotation, molecular function: P-type calcium transporter activity; ATP binding; ATP hydrolysis activity. The record is from RefSeq and is a predicted model, not a curated record. Gene Ontology annotation, biological process: calcium ion transmembrane transport; manganese ion transport; intracellular calcium ion homeostasis.